GGAAAAGAAAGGUUAAAACCGUAAAAAUCGAAAGAAAAGCAAGACGUGGCUCUACCUUAUUGGUUCACUGAUGGUAUACUCCUCUACGAAACUCGAAAUUAAUUUUAAAAUUUAUUGUUCUUUCUUUGAAAACCAGUAAAUAUUAUUUAAUAUUCAGUAAAUUCGUGUGUGUUUUCUUCAAGCUCCAAAACUCUUCUUUAUGUUCAUCAUCAUCAUCGUCUAUCUGCAAAAACAACUUUACGCUAUCGUUGACGUCUCAGAUGCUCCCAAUAAGCUUCUCUUCUAUUUCCCCACGGUAACCCUAACAAUCGAAUUAGCUUUCAGCUUCUUCAUCUGUUGAUCCUCUUACCUUCAGUUUCUGCUGCUGCAUUCGCAUCGAAUUUUUUCUUCCCUGAAGAUUUGUUUAUCUUAAUCACCGUUCUAGAUAAGAUCCUGUCAUUUUCCAUUCUCUAAAACAACGAUUCGUCAUCUCCAUUCUUCUCGAUCACCUGUAGAUUUGGAUCUCAGUGAGGGAUUAUAGUAUUUUUAGAAAAUCCGUGUUGUUCGAUUUGGGUUUUUGAGAGUUUUGUCUCUGACAUGGAUUUUCCGGAGAAUUUGCCAUCGGAUAUUGGGAGAUUGGAGCAGAUCGUUUCUCACUUCUUCCCAAAGGCAUUGCACAUCGUCCUCGAUUCUAGAAUCCCUUCGUUGCAAUCCCGUGGCCGUACUCGUGAGCGUUCGUCGGGUCCUAAUGUCAAAAAGAGCGAUAAAUGGUUCAAUCUCGUGAUGGGAGAUCGUCCUGCAGCGUUGGAGAAGCUGCAUUCUUGGCAUAGGAACAUCCUGGACUCGAUGAUCAUUGAUAUCAUACUUGUUCAUCCGAUUUCAAGCGAUAAUCUGGAUGAUGUUCAUCAUCAUGGCACUGUGAGAUCAGCCGAGACUGUGAUCGAGCGUUGGGUUGUUCAGUACGAGAACCCACUCAUCAUGUCUCCUCAGAACUCUGACUCUUCUAUGCGUUACCAGAAGGUUUACAAGAAAUCAAUCAUUCUAUUGCGCUCUCUCUAUGCGCAGACGCGGCUUCUCCCUGCGUACCGUGUCUCUAGGCAGCUGAGUUCGUCUCUCGCCUCUUCUGGCUAUGACCUAAUCUACAAGGUCUCGUCUUUCAGCGAUAUAUUCUCUGGUCCAGUGACUGAAACAAUGAAAGAGUUUCGCUUUGCUCCAGUUGAAGUGCCUCCUGGCCGUCUUUGCGCCUCGGUGACUUACCGUUCUGACUUAUCUGAUUUCAAUCUCGGCGCUCACAUCACAUUGCCUCCAAGAAUCAUAACCGAUUACGUAGGGAGUCCUGCAACGGAUCCUAUGAGGUUCUUCCCUUCUCCAGGGAAAAGUGUUGAAGGCACAUCGUUCCCAGUUAGAGCUGGACGGCCUCCAUUGACUAGUUCAUCUGCUGAACGUCCUCAUAGCUGGACCAGCGGCUUUCACAGGCCUCCAGGUCAUUACGCUACGCCGAACCAGUCUUUCUCGCCUGCUCAUUCGCAUCAGUUUUCACCGGGAUUACACGAUUUCCACUGGUCACGUACAGAUGCUUUUGGUGACAGUCACCAGCUUUCACCUCCUUUCUCGCCAUCGGGUUCUCCUUCUACUCCGAGAUACAUCUCAGGGAAUAGCAGCCCGCGGAUUAACGUGAGGCCAGGGACUGCUCCAGUGACCAUUCCUUCUUCAGCCGCAUUCAAUAGAUACGUUUCAUCUAACUUCUCUGAGCCAAGCAGGAAUCCACUCCCUCCUUUUUCCCCUAAAAGUACGAGACGCUCCCCUUCAUCGCAGGACUCUUUGCCUGGGAUUGCGUUGUACAAGAGUUCGAGAAGCGGAGAGUCUCCUUCUGGUUUAAUGAACCACUACCCUGGCCAAAAGCUGACAAAGGACAGCAAAUAUGAUUCUGGCCGCUUCUCUGGACUGCUGUCUUCAAGUGGCUCACCAAGAUUUGGGUUUUCUAGAAGCCCCAGUAGAUUAUCUUCACAGGACGACUUGGAUGACCCUGAUUGUUCAUGCCCUUUUGAUUUCGAUGAUGUUGACGAGUCAGGACUUCAGUACAGCCAAAGUGAUCGGAGGAAAGCUUCAAGCUCUAUAUCGCAGUCGCUACCUAUAGGGAGAAAGUCACAGGACGCAGCGGUUGGGGUUCUGGUUCACAUGCUGAAGACAGCACCACCAUUACGACAAGACUCAAGCACUUACAUGGGGUCAACGUCUGGAGUUCAUAGAGAAGGGUCGGUGUCAGUAUCAGUGUCAGGUACAGAAUCUGAAUAUUCGAUGGCUCGAAGCACAUCAGAUGCACUUGAGGAGCUGAGAAACUACAAGCAGCUCAAAGACUUGCUUCUCUCUAAAUCCAAGAGUGUUGGUGGAGCAACUCGUGUCCACUGAACCCAACCAAGAGCAAGGCAUGAGUUACUCUGAUGAAUGUUUGUAAAUAUGGGAUUUGUUGACGAAUACUUUUAACUCUUUUGUAUAAAGCAGUGCGCUCACGUUUAAGUUUUUUGUAAAAUAUCUUGCCUUUGAAUAUGCACAUAAGUACUAAUAAAGUUUUAAUCUUUUUUUUUAGAGGCUUACCAGUGUAAACAUUCGUUCUUUAUCCUUUUAUCGUUUCGUUAUGAAUGUGAAAUCUCAUCUUUUUCUUGUUUA
This is a messenger RNA of Thlaspi arvense, 2646 nucleotides long. The record is from the annotation of a GenBank genome assembly. Lineage: Eukaryota; Viridiplantae; Streptophyta; Magnoliopsida; Brassicales; Brassicaceae.